UCCCAAACGUCAAAAUAAUCAAAUGUCAAACAGACCGAAAACGCUAAUCAAAACAAACCGAAACAAGUGGUAAUAUUUAAUAAUUAGUAUCAUUCUCGCCCUUAAAUAUGAAAACCUUUCACAUUACAAUAAGUAUUCUGUUUGCCAUCCAUUGCUGCAGUGCAUUCCGCUUCAGCGGACUGGAGUUCUAUUCAAACUUCUUCAAUGGGAACUUCCUAGAUUACAAACCCUUCGGCGGGAGCAGCGCCAAAAACGACGAAAUUCAGCAGUCUAUGCCGUCGGUGGGUCAGAGCCCUAAUUCGUUUCUGGACUUCAUCACCUUCAAAGACAAACAGUAUUGCUCGAUCUACGAGGAACAGGCUCAAGAAGCGGAAGAUCUCAAAAGCGCUGACAGCAAACGUCUCAAGGUGAAAUGUAUCCCUUUUAAGGGAAACGGCACUUUACAGAUAAUCACUUCGCUGAAGGAAGUCAUCAGCGUUCUGGCCCCGCAUGGAAACUCCACAAAGCGUACCACGGCCGGAAAUUGCGUCGUUAUGCUAUUCUAUACCAAGACCUGCAUCCACAGUGCUUACAUGGCCCCUCACUACAAUGCCCUAGCUCGGCAUUUCCCAGAUUUGAAAGUGACGGCCAUCGAUGCGUUCAAUUUCCAUUCCCUGAACACCGAGUUCGGAAUCGUCGGAUUGCCCACCAUAAUGUUCUUCCACCAAGGGCGUCCACUGGUGAAGUUUAACGGGACAGAAAUCAAUAUCGAUACAUUGGCCAAAUUCGUGACCAAUCAUAGCGGUAUCGAACCCAGGCUUGUCACCCACCCGAUGACGAUCAUAGCGCCGCAUUACACCUCGGAGGACUUCAAGGGACCUCUGUCGAACAAAGUGGAGAAGAGAACCGACUAUUGGCUCUAUGUGGCGUGGAUUUUCAUCAUCGUUUGCAGUUGCUACUACUUCUCCAAGUCCGUUUACUACGGGCAAAUGAUCGAAACCAUCAAACGGAACUGGAGAGAAUCGGGAGCUCAUCACCGGAGUUAGUAUGCGAUCAAAGAAGAAGCGGGAAAGUGAUAGUCAAUGGGGUGUGUUUGAACUGUAGUGCGCUAAGUUAUUAUGUAUCUCGUUUUGUUGAGGAGUUGCCUUUUUCCUAAUAAAUUGUACCGUGGAAACCUA
Molecule: messenger RNA, 1157 nt
Organism: Aedes aegypti (yellow fever mosquito)
Lineage: Eukaryota; Metazoa; Arthropoda; Insecta; Diptera; Culicidae
Gene: bug
Product: thioredoxin domain-containing protein 15
Exons: 2
Coding region: 108-1025 (305 amino acids)
Biological process (GO): cilium assembly
Cellular component (GO): cilium
Source: RefSeq, a predicted model, not a curated record